Messenger RNA from Branchiostoma floridae (Florida lancelet), 757 nucleotides. Its product is annotated as RING-type E3 ubiquitin-protein ligase PPIL2-like. Gene Ontology annotation, biological process: protein ubiquitination. Gene Ontology annotation, molecular function: ubiquitin-protein transferase activity. The transcript has 8 exons. The record is from RefSeq and is a predicted model, not a curated record. NCBI's taxonomy places the organism in Eukaryota, Metazoa, Chordata, Leptocardii, Amphioxiformes, Branchiostomatidae. The coding region runs from base 135 to 719 and encodes 194 amino acids.
AAGUCUUUGCGUAUCGGUUGCCGAAACAGAGGCUAGAUUUCUCUUGGAGGUCAAAGUUCAUCUACAGCAGCCCAGCGUCAGAUUUUAACUUUUUCAGCAAACAUCGGAGUAAAAAACCGGGUUUUUAGACCAACAUGGGGAAGAAACAGCACCAGAAGGACAAACUGUACCUGACUUGCUCAGAAUGGACCCAGUUUUUCGGGGGCAAAAAGUCAGAUGGACCGGAGAGGGGGCCUUUCCGACGCCUUCCUUUCUACUGUUGCAGCCUUUCCCUGCAGCCGUUUGAGCACCCACUGUGCACGGAUAAGGGAGACAUCUUUGACUUGAUGAACAUUGUCCCAUGGCUGAAGAAAUAUGGCACAAACCCCAUCACUGGAGAGAAAAUGGAGGCCAAGGCGCUGAACAAGCUGACCUUCCACAAGAACUCUGAAGACAAAUACCACUGUCCCGUCACCUUCAAAGUCUUCAACGAAAAUGCCCACAUUGUUGCCAUCAAGAAGACAGGGAACGUCUACAGUUAUGAGGCAGUUGAGAGGUUAAACAUCCGGCCGAAGAACUGGAAGGACCUCCUGACAGACGAACCAAUCAGCCGCAAGGACAUCAUCACUCUUCAGGACCCCACCGACCUGGACAAGUUCAACUUCAACAACUUCCACCACCUCAAGCACAACCUCAAACUCACUGAUGAAGGUAAGAACCACCCUCCCACACAGGGUUGACUAUCGCGGCAAUGCCUUAAGAUAUCAACCCUGCCUUU